AUGUUGACCUACGACCACACUGCUCCGUCGCUCUACGGCGCCCAGCCGGCCAGCACCAAUUUGGCGCCGGUCAUGCCCGCCACCAAUGGUGUGCGAGCACAGCCGCACCACCGCCACAUCUGGAUCAUCACCGGCCCCGCCGGCUGCGGAAAGAGCACCGUCGCGAAGUACCUCGCCGACCAGCUGCAGCUGCCCUACGUCGAGGGCGAUGAGUACCACCCCAAGGCCAACAUCGAGAAAAUGGGCAACGGCAUUCCCUUGACCGAUGCUGACCGCUGGGACUGGCUUAUCCUGCUCCGCGAGCAAGCCGUCCGCGAGCUGGAAACCGGCGCAUCCGGCGUCGUCGUGACUUGCAGCGCCCUGAAGAAGAAGUACCGCGACGUCAUCCGCGUCGCUUCGUACAACAACGCCAGGGUCCUUGUCCACUUUGUCUAUCUCCAGGCCACCGAGGAAAUGCUGAUGGCAAGAGUGCGCGCGCGCCCGGGCCACUACAUGAAGGACAACAUGGUGCGCAGCCAGUUCGAGAGCCUGGAGGAGCCGGACCAAGAGGAGCUCUCCAAGGACGUCCUCGCCGUUGACGUCAGCGGAACCAUGCCGCAGGUCCAGGAUCUCGCCCUCGGACUCGUGCAGGAGGUGUUGAAGAAGGACUCGCUGCCCACUGCCGCAUGA
Lasiodiplodia theobromae is the source of this 669-nucleotide messenger RNA. Its product is annotated as Thermosensitive gluconokinase. Gene Ontology annotation, molecular function: gluconokinase activity. Gene Ontology annotation, cellular component: cytoplasm. The transcript has 2 exons. NCBI's taxonomy places the organism in Eukaryota, Fungi, Ascomycota, Dothideomycetes, Botryosphaeriales, Botryosphaeriaceae. The coding region runs from base 1 to 669 and encodes 222 amino acids. The record is from RefSeq and is a predicted model, not a curated record.